Molecule: messenger RNA, 1039 nt
Organism: Portunus trituberculatus (swimming crab)
Lineage: Eukaryota; Metazoa; Arthropoda; Malacostraca; Decapoda; Portunidae
Product: ribonuclease H2 subunit C-like
Exons: 3
Coding region: 147-539 (130 amino acids)
Biological process (GO): RNA catabolic process
Cellular component (GO): ribonuclease H2 complex
Source: RefSeq, a predicted model, not a curated record
CAGUGAGUCCAGUGUUGCCAACUUGCCAAAACAUUGAAGAAGAGGAGGCCGAGGGAGCUAUAAGGACUGUCAAAGGAAGGCACCGAGCUAAGUAUUGUUGCAGUCUUAAAGAACAAAGUUAAGACUAUCAGGGCAAAGAAGGAAAAAUGCCUGUGAAACUUGAUCUUUCCAAGGCCCAGAAGAAGGAGGACACGCAUGUUCAAUACCUACCAUGCAAGAUUGACUUCUGUGGCAAUGCAGAGGUUGACAAGCAUUUCUCAGCCAGCGUAAGCGAGGAGGGAACAGGUAUGGAAGGCAGACUGCGGGGGCACCCUUUGAAUGGGGAGAAGAUGAGUGCACCAAAAGGAUACACAGGGGUGGUGCUGAGGGAGGCGCAGAUGUCUGUGGCAGCAAAAGGUGGUCAAGUAAUGAAGGGAUUGGUACUUUUUGAUAACUUCACCUACUGGAACUGGGACAGACAGCCAUCACGCUCAGACAAGUACCAGCAGGCCAUGGACUGGCUAGAGGUGGCUAGUGUGAUACAUGGGACUGAUGAUUGAAAUUUAUUGAAUUAUCUAGGAAGCAAAAUCUAAGUUAAUAAGUUAUAUAUUUUGUUUUUCCCAUAGUUCACUUUAUUCCAAAAUAUGGGGUGAUGGUUUAGGUCAAUUGUGAGAUUGAGUUAGUUCACACCUGUUCAUAAGAUUUAUCUAAUCCUGAGAACCAGCUGUUAGCUUAAAUCAGGGAUUCUAAUUAUUUAUUUGUUUAUUUUUCCUUUAGACAUCUUUUACUGAUAAGUUAUUUUGGAAGACUCCUGAUAUAUCUGUUACUGGCUUUUGAUAGUAAGAAAAAAAAGAUUAAAAUCAGUAGUCUUCUGUAAUUAUCUAUGAUUUUGCUCGUCAGUUUUUAUCACAAAGGUACUCAGCCCUGUGGAAUUGUUAUAAUUGUCUGUAAUGUUAAUGAGAGAACCAGUUCUCAAGAUUUUUAAUCACACCAUUAGUUCAGGGUUAAUUAAAUGGGUACUAAAAGUGUACAGAGCUAGAAUAAAAUCUCUUAUGUUGUA